AUGACAAGGAAAUUCGUCUAUGGAAUUGCGCUCGUCGCUUUCGUCGCUGCAACCGCAAUGACAUUCGCUUCGAUCUUCAUCCCUGACUGGGUCACCUACGACGCCCCAGGCAAACCCGGAGGAACCUACCACAAAACCAUCGGAUUACACCGUAGCUGCACCACCGGCCACGGUUGUAUCCAUUUCCCAACCCACGAAGACUGCAUGGCGAAAGACCGCUAUUUCUGCUCCAUGUGGCGUUCCAUCGGCUUUUUAAUGUCCUUUGCCGCGGUGCUGGAACUCGCGACCAUUGUGGCCUACAUUGUUGUGCUCGGGGGCGGCAAGCAGAAGAGAGAGACGGGGUGGAAAGUACUCUCGUUUAUGCUGGUUUUGGUUGGGGUCGUGCAGUGUGCGAGCAUGGCUAUUGUGGCCUACCUCUUCGACGAGGAUGAUCGCUUUUUCGUAGGCUGGAAAUUGGAUAAAUCGUGGAUCCUCUGUACUGUCAGUUGGAGUAUCGCAAUUGUUUCCGCCGGCGCAUUGUCAUUGUCCGCCUUCGUUUUCCCGGAAGAGGGUGGCUACGAACUAAUUCCCAGCGAGAGGAAUUACUGA
This is a messenger RNA of Glarea lozoyensis ATCC 20868, 588 nucleotides long. RefSeq lists its product as uncharacterized. The transcript is spliced from 3 exons. The coding region runs from base 1 to 588 and encodes 195 amino acids. The record is from RefSeq and is a predicted model, not a curated record. NCBI's taxonomy places the organism in Eukaryota, Fungi, Ascomycota, Leotiomycetes, Helotiales, Helotiaceae.